CGUAGAUCUACGUGCGACGGAGUUCUGUUUCCGAACCAGGCCAGCAGUCGAUCUACCUGCGGUCGAGCUAACGUGUUGUCUUGUUCUGCACUUUUGCUCGGUGCACAUGUUUUUGCUGCUGCUGCGUUGGGAGGGAGUUGUGCUUCUGCCUCCGGACAGCGACCGCACUAAGUCCCAGUCCCAGUGUCACUGUGUGUAUGUGUCCCAGUGAUCGCGGGCCAACAGGAGUACUUGGACACACAGGAGGACAUCGUGGUCAGUCGAGGUUUUGCAUAGUCUGAUAGAUAAUUUUAUUUAUACCUUUUGUAGCACAACGACGUACAGAGCUUAGCUGUAACACUGUAUGCUGUUGGUCGCUAGUUCCCAAGGCUACGUUUCUCCGCGUUUCUCCUUGCGCCUUCGAGCAUCCUGUGGAACAACCAUUCUUAUUCGGACGAGCAGGGCAAUUCUGCUAACUAAGUUCUGGAUUGCAGCCCACGUGGAGCUUCGCUAGUAAAGGGAUCCAGCUGCCAGUGCAGGCCAGUCCGAGACGAGCCAAUAGGUCAAGUCCAGGGGAGGGAUAUUAUUAUUAGUGCACAGGUGCCCAUCUGUAGCCGAAGACUGGCUGAGGGCCAUUGGCAUUGAGCCGAGCACCACGGCAAUGGGAAGCUUGCCUCGUCGGAUGGCCGGCAUCCGAAGGUCUUAGGUUAGGGCCGAUCGCGUCCGCCCACAACAUAGCGCUUGGAGUUGGUGCUAGUGAUCAGCUGUUGCCAGUGCACUGCAACAACGACAUGGGAAAGAAGAUUUCUUCCGCUCCCGUGCCCUUUUUGGGCGCGCCGAGCGUUCUGCAGAUGGUGACAGCAUUUCUCACCGCACAUUGCAACAAAUCAAGGGCCACCACCGAAGACGACGAUCCAGCCGAGAUCCGUGAGAGCAAUGCGGCCAGGACGGCAGCGACGGUUUUCGCGUUACCAUUACCACUUCAGGAGGGCAACACAGCCGUGUCUCUACCAGUAUGGGUGUUCAACGACGAAUCAAGAUUUUCACCUGUUCAUCAUCUCCUGCUCUCCAAGAGAUGCAGUGUAUGCGUGGUCUGGUUUGAUUCAUCCCUGGACGGCGGCCGAAUAACCAACGAAGUCCUCAGCUGCAUUCACCAGUUCCGCCGGUGUCUACCGCGGUGUGAUGGCCCGCCGUCGGUUGUCGUCCACUUGGCCACCGUUCGGAGUACAUCAACGCCGCACCACCCCGUCAAUUGUGAUGCCAUAGUGCGUAGUGUUCGGGCCGUUCUCGACGAUCCGGCCAGUCACUGGAAAGGCAGUCUGCGCAUGAAGCUUCAGGACUCGGUUAUCUCGGUCAAUGGCGCCUCAUUUGAUGCCCUCACCACAGCUAUGGAGCAAGUGGCGCGUGCAAACAUUGAGCUGAUGAAGGAAAGACACCUCAUGCGCAAAGUGAAGAAAUUGGAGUCAAAACUGGAUGAAGUUCGGGAGGACUGCUCUCGCCCUCUCACCACGUGGGAUGAAUUCAAGGACGUGGCAGAGGACAUUUGUAGGAACUCGGAUGAUGAGGAGCUGAGAGCAGUGGUGCGAGCAAGUGGCCAUCUUAUACUUGUGGAGCGCAACGGUUGGCCAGUGAUGGUGAUUGUUAGCGUACCGGACAUCAUCGAUGCCCUCAGCAAGCUGCUGUGCAGCGAUGAGCUCAGGCGGCGUCACUCGCAGUACAAUGUUGUCACCACAGCGGACACAGGCGAGGUGCUGGACGACCUGCCCCGCUACAUGCUGCAAAUGUUCAUCGGUCUCCUGGAGGAGAUGCUGAUUGCGUACACGGUCGGUGAGAGUAUAUGCGAGGAUGAUGAAGUCGACCUGCGAAUGCCUUGGCUGGCGACUGUAUAUCGACCGGCCGACAAGUGGCUGGGAAUGAUGACGUCCUAUGCCAUGGCCUACUUCGACGUACCAUGCCCAGAGUUCUUUGACCGCGUGCAGGUGGCUCUGGCUGGGACGUUCGGCACUAGCAGCGUCUGGCACUGGAAGGACAGCUGCCGUGUGACGAGCAGACCACGUGCCCUGGUGGCGACCUCUCGUUGCCGGCAGUACAUUGCCUGGGAGGUCGCUGGGCAUGACACUGCUGCCUGCAACGUGCUGCAGCAAAUACAACGAGUGAUCCGUGAGCAGAGCAGUCAACACAUGCCCUUUGUCUGCUGCACAUUCGCUAACAACAUACCGGAGCAGGAGGUCGCACGCAUCAUCGAGCAGAGCACGGACGGCAGCUCGGCAAGGCUAGGCGACCUGGCCAACGAGAUCAGGCAAGUCCGUGAUGCUGCCGCACCGUCGUAUGCCGAAGAGCUUGGUGUUUGCGCUGGCGGAGAUAUUCAGAAGUACCCGAUCAGAGAGCGGGAUGUCCCAGUGCAUGCCAGUCAGGAUACUCUGCUGCACAUCCAGGCUGCAAUAAUCUCUCUGAACUUGGAACAGUAUCUGCAGGCUCCUCUGCCGGAAUACUCAGCUUCUGGCGCUCCAUCCCAGCAUGUUUGCGAUGCCAACAGGCAGCCAGCAGCGACAGCCGCAACAGCAGAUUCAGCACAAUGCCGCCGCCAACAGCGCGCCGCCGCUAGUCCUACGGAGGACACGACAUACCGCUUGGACAUGCGGGGAGCGGCCGGGAUUCCAAUUGGCGCGCCGCAGCGCGUUGCCUUGGAGACGCCGGCAAAACGAGUGCAGGCCGCUCUGUACUCACUUGGAACACGGAGCGAUGAUGAAGAUGACGACAACUACGAUGACAUGCCACUGACCGAUGGUGUAGAAUUCUCGCCGUGCCAGGACCCGCUGAUUGCGGAGAUGACGACAGAUCAGCGUUGCGAGCUAGCUCGUAUCUGUGAUGGCCUGGACGGCGUGCAGGGCCGGGGAUGUACUGCUCUCCUGUGCAACAUGGGCUUCAAGGAUCCACACUGGGAGUCGCAAGUUAGGGAAAAUGCCGGCCCUGGGACAACGCUUAGAAUUCUUGACAGAGCUGUUGAACGUGGCUUUCGAAUGCGCUCGCUGCUUCACGCCAUGGGGAAAUCUGGGAACAAAAUGGCCGUAGACGUCAUCUCGGAUGCCAGGGAGAGCAUCCUAGCUGACCAGCUUGGACGGCAGGAUAGCGAACAAAUCCAAAGCCAAGAGCCACCGCCACCGGCGUACAUGACUGUUGAAGAACGUGCAACACUGACUUACCCAGAUAAUCGCCCUCUCGACAAGUUCAUGCUAGCAAGCUACCACUGGGACUCCGCUGAGCAUGCUCAGAACGUGGAAAACUAUGUGAGGGACCUGUGGCGACGCGGCCAAACCGUGCGCAUGGAUGCCUUUGAGGUGGAGGGCAUCAAAGUGCACCCCGCCAGGCUGCAAGGUUGGAAGGCAGAGAUGUACGAGCGCGCCGACGCGGUGCUCGUCUUCGGCUCGCCCGGCUUCAAGCGAGCGUGCAUGACGGAAAGCGAGGCCGAGGAGCACGCACUGGCCCACUGGCCGCUCGGCUGCGGUGUUCGCUCCGAGUUCACGCGCUUGCUUCGUAGCAAGCCGCUCGUCCCGGUGCUGCUGAGCAACUCGCCCGCCAACGCCGGCGAAAGCUGGAAGCAGUGCUUCCCCGUGUACAUGCAUCCGGCCGUCUACUAUGCCGUUCCCAGGCGUGAGGAGGCACUCCUUAACCGCCUCAAUGAAAUGCACCAUGGACAACAGAAGCAGCAGCAGCAUCCUGUUGUCCACACACAGCAGCAUCACCCGUCCAGCAAUGGCCACCUUCCCAGCAAUGGCCACCUACCCAGCAGCAACGGGAGGCAACAACCAGACGGCCACCCACUCGCCGGCGAUGGCCGUGGUCAUCCGAAUGGCACCGUGCCCAGAAGCUAUGGACAUCGACAAGCACCCACUGGCACACAAAACAGCGCAGUACAGCAUUCAGCGGCAGCGGCCGUGAUGAGGGCACCGAUACGCCACCUGUUUUCCUGGCGGCGGUCCCGCCAGCCAUCUCCCAGGGCGGUCGUCUGCCAAGAUGGCGAGGCUUGGACGAGCCAGCCUGAGACUUGAACUGGGCAACGCUUGAGACACGUGUGACCAUGCAUGGUACAGCCAGGUGGAUCAUUGUCACGAUCCAGACGUAGACUAGACUAGCGUCCGAGUGUUGCUGUAGAACGCAUGCUAGUGCACACGUACACACGUGACACAUGCACACCCACAUGUAUACAUAAUAUAAACACAGAGGCAGUGCGCCUUAAGCUAGUGUGCUCAAUGCAGGUGAUGGGCCGAGCACAGCACCUCUUGUGUACAUACAUACACAUAUGCAUUCAUGUGCACACACAAACACACACACACACACACACACGUGGUUCGGCAGAUUCUGUACGGGCAAUUCUAAAUUUUGUUCUUGCUUGCUUCUUGCUUGCUUCUGGCUUGCGCGUCUCUGCUGUCAAUCCGUGAUGCUGACGUGUUCUGAAUUGACGCCGGGUUGGCGUUGAGACUUGAGCGAAGAAAACUUCUUGUACACAGUACAGACAAACAUAUGCUGGUUACACCAGCGUCUAUAAAUCUAUCGGGGCAACCUGCAUUGCUAGCACGCCGAAUGAGGCCUGAUUAAAAGCUAAGUGGCAUAUACAUGUACAUGUACAUGGCACACCUUGCUUAGUGUCUUUCAGCCUGUGCACUUCGAAAUAUCAUGAAAGCCCUGAAAUGUUUUUGGAGUGAAGCUCCUUUUUUUGUUGCAACUUAGUGCAUACUUGUAUGAAAGCCAUGGAGCUGGGUCACAGUGGCACGUGCACUGAGGCCAGCAGCGGAUUUUCGAUCCCUUUACUUCCUCUCUCAUGUAGAUAUUCAGCAUGAUUUUCCAUCACUAUAUUCUUUUUCAUUUGAAAUGACAGGCGUCCGUGAUUGCCUUUUCACACUGAUUGUUUAAAAAGCACUUGUACAAUGGUUGCAGCUGCAGCUCACAUUAUAUCUUUUACAAAAACACAAUCCCAGAGGUUUCUUUUUCGUAUUUUAAAUCUAAAUCCUAACAUCCGUCA
Sycon ciliatum is the source of this 4999-nucleotide messenger RNA. RefSeq lists its product as uncharacterized. The coding region runs from base 771 to 4028 and encodes 1085 amino acids. The transcript is spliced from 12 exons. Lineage: Eukaryota; Metazoa; Porifera; Calcarea; Leucosolenida; Sycettidae. The record is from RefSeq and is a predicted model, not a curated record.